Messenger RNA from Pocillopora meandrina, 5765 nucleotides. The record is from the annotation of a GenBank genome assembly. NCBI's taxonomy places the organism in Eukaryota, Metazoa, Cnidaria, Anthozoa, Scleractinia, Pocilloporidae.
AUGAAACGACCUGCUUUCUGUCCUAAGGAAGAUCAUAACAAAGAAGAGCUAAAGUACUUUUGCAAAGACUGUGAAACGCCAGUUUGCCAAAUUUGUGUCACAGUAGAGCAUGGGGGUCACAAUAUAAAGUUAAUCAAAGAAGGAGCCGAGAGACAAAAGACAGAGAUUAAGUCUUUCAUAGAAAAACAGCGACAUAAUUUACAAGCAAAGAUGAAUGCCGUAAGCCGACUUGAUGAAGACUGUGCCAGAAUAACACAACAAGGCGAAGAUGUAAAGAGAGAGAUUCAAACAUUUGUUGACAAGUUAAUUGCAGUCAUUGAAGCAAACAAGAAAAACAUAUUCACAGAGGUGGAUAAAGAAACAAGCAAGUCAAUUGAAAGCAUAACAAGGCGAAAGACCGAGAUCGAGCGUCAAAUGACGGCCAUAAAAUUAUCUCUGGAGAAGGCUGAGAAACUUUUCACCCGAAGUACAAACGCUGAAAUCGUUCAACUGAAGAAAUCAUCAGACACCAUCUUUGAAGGAGUUCAUCAAAUCGAGCCAACCGACUGUGACCCCGAACUUGUGGCUCAAUUUGUCUUCGUGGAAAAUUAUAAGUUGUUCAACACAGUCAAAACCGAACAAAUUGGAACUUUGAAAAAACCAACAAAAGCAAGUCAUUGUGAUAUUGAAGGCAAAGGACUGGAGGAAGGAAUUGCUCUCCGUGAAGCUCACUUUACCUUGACAACAAAGGAUACCGAAGGAAGACAGUGUUACAAUGAACGUGACCAUGUUACGGUGGAGAUCAGGGACGAACAAGGACGAGAAUGCACGUCAGAAAUACAAAUAAAUGAUUGUAAAGAUGGACUCUAUCAAGUCAGAUAUUGUCCCAGACAUCCAGUAAAAUGUCAAGUGACUGUAAAGGUAAACGGAGAACAUGUCCGUGACAGUCCUUUUGCUGUGCAGGUAACACCAUUUCAGUUUAAACCUGUACUUUCCUUCGGGAAAGUGGGCUCGUCCAAAGGAAUUUUAAGGCUUCCUUGGGGGGUAGCAGUAAAUGCUAAGGAUGAGAUAGCUGUAACUGAUUUGGGCAACCAGAGAGUCCAAAUUUUUAACAGUGAAGGAAAUUACUUAAGAUCGCUCGGUCGGUCUGCUACCAAAGAGGGAGAAUUUAAUUUUCCUACCGGAAUAACAUAUCAUAAUAAUGGGAAUAUUUUCGUGGCAGACAAUGACAACGGUAGAAUACAGAUUUUCAGUGGGAAGGGUAAGUACGUGGGAACCUUUGGUAAGGGAGGAAGCCUUGAUAGUCGGCUCAGUAAUAGUCUCCGUGGUUUAUCAGUAGACAGUGAUGGGAAUAUCAUUGUCGCUGAUUCAGGUAACAGGCUGAUUAAGAUAUUUUCUCCUGAUGGCAAUUUUCUAACGAAGAUAGGAAAGCAGGGCUCUUUGACUAAUCCUGUCCACUGUAUUCAGUAUGAAAGAUAUCUCAUAGUGUCAGACCGCCGGAAACAUUGUAUCAAAGUUUUUGACAGGAAAGGAAACUUUCAGUACAAGUUUGGAAAGAAGGGUGGAGGGAACGGGGAGUUAAGUAGUCCCUGUGAUUUGUUGGUGAACAAAUCAGGUCACCUGAUGGUCUGUGACCAAGGUAACCACAGAAUACAAGUAUUUGAGCUGAAUGGAAAGUUUCUCGGCAAGUUUGGAAAAAAGGGUGCCAAUUUAGGAGAGUUCAAUAAUCCAACUUCUUUAGCAGUUCUCAGCAAUGGCCAAAUUGUUGUUUGUGAAGCUUUUAACCAUCGUAUACAGAUACUGGAAUAAACUUGUUCAUAUUUUUUUGUACUAUUGCGCCGAACAAAAAUCAAUUAAUUAAUUUUGAGUUUAUAACCAUGGAAUGUAAAACAUUGGAGAUUCUACUUAUUCUGUGAAUGACCUUCUUUGUUAUUCUAAACCUUAACAACAGCUAUUAUUCAAAGAGUAACUAGGUUUAGCCAAGAUAACACUAGUUAUGAAUUACAGGGAUGGAAGAGGGCUUAAAAUAUUAAAAUUCGCUUUCUUUUACACCAGAACAUCUGCAGUAAUCUAAAGACAAAUAAAGGACUUGUCUUAGGGACAAGAUUAUAUAUAUUAAUAACAAGGCGAGGGCAGUGGUCUGGAAACAUUCAUUCAGUCAGUAGCAUAUAUUAUCAAACAGCCAGGAGGGGAAGUUAACAUAUACAUUUCAAGUGUAACUGAUAUUACACAGUUCCCUGUUUAAGAUCAUGCUGUUUUUAGAAGUAACUUUUAGGGAGAGUUAAGACCACUUUUUAUGCUUCGUUUUUGUUCGUAAUUCACUUCGCUGGGAAAGAAAAAAUUAAAGUAAUGCAGGAGACAGUUUUCAUUAUUGCCUUCUCUUAAGCUAAGGGGAAUAUGUCAUUAACUUUUAUGUACGAAGGCAACGGCUUUUAUGUAAAUCAUCAGUGUGGCCUGCAGAUUUCAGUAGUAGAAAACAUAAUACAGUAAUCAGAAGGUGUUUAUCUGUUUUGUAAGAGUUGUCUUUUUUGGACAAUCCAAUAUUGUAGUCAAUAGAUUUGCAACCUAGCUAAUUGUAAGAUGUUCCACUACUUUUUCAUGAGAUAAGUUUUGACCCUAGUAUAGAUUACCUAGUUGAUAGAGGUCAAAUCUAACGAAACUUAUUUCGACUCGCAAUUGAGUACUUUCAAUAAGUUAUUAGAUACAAUUCACUGAACCAUUUCGUGUAUAGUGUCAUAAGACUUAAUGUACCAUCGUUUUGAGUCUUGAUGUAUCAUUAAAGACGUUAUGAUUUGAAUUUAAGAUGAUGAUUAACUAUUUAAGGUUAUUGUCAACAAAAUAGGGCACCUUCUGGAAAAGGCAUCCAUAGCGCGAAACUAUAGAAAAAACCACGGAAAGUUAUAUAACACUAUAAAGUUUAUAAAGCAUAGUUUUUGAGGGUAACUAGAUUUUUUUCGAAGUUUUUAUUUUUUUAGGCGUGCGCGAGCCCAAAAAGAGUUUAAAAAAAGCACAAAACGGUAUUUGCUCUACUGAAUUACCAGCCUCCGUGUUAUCGCUGACCUCCAAACAAACUGGACAGUAUCAUUCAGCAGAUAAUAGGCUAACAAAUUGUUUGAGGCUUUUUGUUGUUCCUAAUGCUUCCUGGGAAAAUUUGGUUUGAAGUUAGAGAAUAGAAAAUUUUCAUUUGUGAAGAUCCUACCUUCUAUAAACUCGACGCUAGUGAACUGAUCGAAUGAAUUUAUUGUCAGUUUCUCAUUCCUGAGAACAAGGAAUCGUUCUUUAAGUGCCAGCUCAUAUUCAGUCUCAAAUUUCCCCCUUUCGUCAAAACAUGAAUAAACGUCUGUAACGGGUCAAGUCAUCUUUAGUCACUAUCUUUGCCAGGUUUAUUUUAGGCUUUCCUUUUUCUCUCAAACACAUUUCUGGGUUUACAGCUGCAAUGACUCUUCAAGUGUUAUUGCAGCCAUAAACCCAGGACCCUUAUCUUAUUAACAGUGGAAGUCUAUCGAUGUCUCCUUCUUGUGAUAGUAAUAUCUUCUCGUUUCUCGUGACAGUUCCAGCCGAAGAACGGCAUGCAGGCGAGUCAGUUUUAUUUUUUUUCAGAGAAGCAGGAAUCCAAAGAACCCUUAAUUAAAGUGUUUCUUGUAUCAAGAAAGUUCUGUGAUUAGUUUAUUCACAAAACUUGCCGUCAUAACAACUAAUUAGUGUCUAUAAUUGUGAAAUAAUUGUGACUUCAAAUCAAACUCGUGCUGCGGAUUCGUUUUGAAAUUGCGCGUAUCAUUUCAGACCAAAUUGCAGACUAUAUAAUCAAUUAUGUAGCAAUUCUCUUUCUAUUCUUUUCCAACCAUAUUGAAUGUAAUUUAGAAAAAACAUGUUUCUGUGGUUUUCAUACCAGAAUUUUGCACCGCAGCCUGGGUGCGCGGCCUACUUGAUUGAGGUCGAAUCCAACUUAAAGUAGGCUGUUGUACAUGAAAGAGUUAAGUAUCACAAGACUUCAUGUGUUAUUUUCUUUUCUUGCACCUUUUUUGUUAUUAUAGUAGCAAUAAGUUGUCAGAGCUGACUCGAUUAUUUGACUUUUAUUUAAGAUAAUGGUUAAUAAUCAAUGAGAGAUGAACUUUUCACCAUCAGUUACCUUGAGGAAAACAUUUUGGAAUAUUUGAUGUAUCUUAGGAAAUGAAUAAAUGAGGUCUAACUUCAAAACAAGUGUUGCUAGAGUUUGCAUGUCAAGUGCUUGAAAUAAGGCUACUUUUCAUUUAUAACAAGGGGGAGGGUGACACCUCGUUUUAAAUUAGAGCUUUCACUGUGCAUGAGAUCUAGAUGGCGGGGACUCAACAAGUUGAAUUAUGAGAGAUAUUUUGUUCCCGCAUUUCAAUAAGGGAUAUUAACCUGAGUACGACUACUGGCUUAUAAGACGUUUACAUCCAAGAGUUGAGCAGAUAUGUGAAUUAAUCGGAGCGAAAGAAACUUAGACGCAAUAUAAAAGUUCAAACACUUGAACACGAAUGUGGCCACCAUUUCACUGUUUUGUUAAGCGAUGUAGCCGUUAUGACGUCAUGUUGGUAAUGAUGGUUAACAAUACGUGGUAUUUAUCAGGGCAGAAAAGGAAUACAGCUUACGACAUGGAAGGGAUGUAAUUUUUUGGAUAAAGGAUCUCUCUACAGAGCAUAUUUUACCCAACAUCUUCCCUUCUGCAAGUGAACUUUAAAUACUUCAAAAUUCGUUAUGGCUUUCGCGAAAUUCUUGAGGUAGAUUUAGGUUUUACGCGACUUUAAAUUCAGAUCCUUUGAGAGGACAUUGCGCCAAAGUGCGUGAGAGUCUACGUAAUUGAUCAGGUCACGCGGGGAGCCACGUAAGGCGUGCUCUGCGUUUCUUCCUCCCGUUUCUCGGGCUACCGACCUAAGCUCUAAAAACUUUUAAAACAUUUCCUAUUUACUGAGACUGCAGCUCCGGAAGGUACCGCGUUAAUAGAACAGUGAAGACUUUUCCAGGAUGAUGCUUCCACCCAAAUAAGCAAUCCUAUAUUUAAAAAGUGCAACCAUUUUGCAAUGACUCUUUUUAAAGUCAUUAUAUUGCCGCUGUCAACUCAGGGCUUCUACUCAAAUUUCCUCUCUUAUUAUCAAGUUUUUGUGACAUGUAGGUAGGAUCUUCACAGCAGGACAAAAAACAACAUGCGAGUCAUACAGAUUUCCUUUAGAACGUUUUCACCUUUUCAAAGGGGAAUAUUAGUAGCAUUUCAUUGUGAAUAAGCAGUCGCCUCUUUGUACGAAACCUUCACUAGUGAAACGUUAUCGUUAAAUUAUCAAAAAAUGAUCUUAAAAAGUUAGAAAUCGUUGGCAUGAUUGGAAAAUAAGUACUGGAUGAGAGAAAAAAAAUCGAAAACGAUUAUCGCCUGUUUUGAGAGGAACUCUUAGAGCGCUGCAAUGUUGGAUGUGUGACGUCACGCUCGGUGGGUAUGUGCGAGUCUGAUCAGGUCACGAGUGGGACCGUGUGAGGUGUGUCUACGAGUUUCUUUCCCUUAUUAUGCUAUAGAUUCAGGUUUAAAAAUAUAUUUUAUUUAAGACGGUAGCACAAUCAAAUCUACUGUCAAUAAGUUAAUCAAAGAAGAAGCCGAGAGACAAAAGACUGAGAUUAAGUCUUUCAUAGAAAAACAGCGACAUAAUUUACAAGCAAAGAUAAAUGCCGUAAGCCGACUUGAUGAAGAAUGUGCUAGACUGAUACAACAAGGCGAAGAUGUGAAGAGAGAGAUUCAAACAUUUAUUGACAAUUUUAUUGCAGUCAUUGAAGUCUGA